Messenger RNA from Oryzias latipes (Japanese medaka), 2348 nucleotides. RefSeq names its product TEPSIN adaptor related protein complex 4 accessory protein (gene tepsin). The record is from RefSeq and is a predicted model, not a curated record. Gene Ontology annotation, cellular component: trans-Golgi network membrane. Lineage: Eukaryota; Metazoa; Chordata; Actinopteri; Beloniformes; Adrianichthyidae.
UGAUUGGCUGCCUGUCACCUUAGCCACGCCCUCCUUAUAGUAGCUUCAGAAAGAUGAGGAACCCGCGGCUACACCUGCUAAAUCAUGGCUACAUUUUUGGAACGAUUAGCUUUUAUUCAAAAAGUUCCCACCUUAAUGAAGGCAACAGCAGAUGAUGAAAACCCCUGUCCUGGUUACCUUUUUCAGGAGAUUGGAAAAAUAUCCCAUGAGUCCUUGGGUUGUGGUCAGUGUUUGCUUGAAUACCUCCUGGAGAGACUGCAAGUCGAGUCCUGCCACGUCAAACUUAAGGUGCUAAAGAUUUUUGUCCACCUUUGUGGUCAUGGUUCAGAUCAUUUCCUUACAGAACUCAGAAGAAACUCCACCUUCAUCCAGCAAGCAUCAGUUUACAGUGGUCCUCCUGAUCCCAUCCAUGGCUCAGCACUUUACCAGAAAGUAAGGAGUACGGCACAGGAAGUGGCUCAAUUACUUUUCACAGAUUCAUUUAAUACCAAAAGCAGCAUGUCUUCACACACUAUUGCCCCUCCAGGAAUGGGUAUGGGAUCAGCUCUGUCCCACAGGUCAGCACUGCAGGGUUUUGGAUAUAGUCCAGGGAAACAAGGAACAGCAGCCAGCGAAUCACUCCUGGAUAAGAUCCAAAAAGCUGCGGAGGUCGUGGCCAGCGCUGUCCUUCCCCCCACGGAACAACAGGGCCUCCGCCUCCACGAUAACCAUUACCGCGCCGUCUUUGCCCCAUCUGCACCCAUAGAAGUCGCCGUUCCAGCGUGCGCAUACAACCACCCUGCAAGCAAAGCAAAAGUGUUACAAUGGUGUCCGGGGCAGGUAGGCGGUGGCUGGGAGGAGACUGACAGCAGCAAUGGCUCCUCCCACAACUCCUCUCAGGACAUCAGUGCGGAUAGCAGGGCGUCUCUGGGCAGCAAGUCAGCUGGAACAAGGAGCCAAUCGGGAGCCAGCAGAGGUAGUAAUGGGGAUCUUUUAGAGCGGGUGGAGGCCCUGCAGCUGGGAGACUGUGGCCAGGAGGUGGCGCUCAUCAACAGACUGACUGAAGGCUCCAGAGUUUUCCUGACCAGAGAGGAGUGUCAGCACUUCAUCAAAGAGUGCUCCACUCUCAACUGCGACGUGGUGGUGGAGUUGCUUUCAAGCAAGCUCCAGAAUCCUUCAAGCGUUCUUCAGAUGAGGGCUCUGUGUGCCAUCUCGUGCCUUAUGACCUCUGACCUUCUCUCUUUGGAGCAAAUGUUUGGAGCUACUAAACGCAGGCUUCGUCAGCUGAGCGAAGGCUCUGGAGGACCUGUGGCAAACAAAGCUACCAAGAUCCUUCGACAGUUUGAAGCUCUUAUCGGUGGAUCUCUGCACGUCACCAAGCUCGAUGCGGCGAACAACAGCCAUCCGCCCGCAGUCGCCUCUUUCUCUGAGAGCUUCUUGCCAGCAGACUCGGCCAACGACACAAACCUGAAACCUCAUCAGUCUGCGGGUGUCGCCCCUGCACAAGACCCACCGUCUCCCCCUGUCGGUGGGGACCGUCCUCAGAGAUGCUCUGCAGAUGAGCUGACGAGGGACGACGGAGAGGAGGAGCUUCACCGUGACCCCAAUCAGACGCAGCUGGUCAGACCAGCUGAGAGAAAUCCGGACCUCGACAGGAAGGAAGAACCCUCGCCGGCCCAAAAGGGCGCUCUGUCCCUUUUCAGUGGCAUGGAGAUGGUGACCAAAGUCAGGCUAUGUGAAAAGGACGUGAGCGCCAAAGCCGACGGCGCUGAAGACGGUUUAAGAUCGUCUGUGAAUGCCAGUAGUUCCUCCAAUAGCUGUUGUGCGUCAUUUGAUAGAGAUCAGGCAGUUUCAGCGUUCUCUUUUCUAAACUCUUGACCACAGACCAGCUUCCUGCAGCUGCGUCUGUCAUCAUCCUCCUCCGUUUUUCUCCACUUGUUUUCAAAUGAAGGUGUGGUAUUUGAGGAUAUGCAUCUACAACGGCAAAGUGAAAAUGACUGAACAAGAAUAUUUAUGUGGAUAGAAGGCAGGAGACAAAAGGGUUUGAGUGCCAUUUCAAUGGUUUAGCAUUGUCAUCAGGUCUAGCUGUUAAAAGAACAUGUCAGAACUAAAAACAAAAAAAACAGUCAGCUUUUAUGUGGAUUCACUGAAUUAAAAGGACUUCCACUUGAAUUAUUUCUUUCUGAUGUUUGAUUCCGCUGCUUUCACACAGUGGUGGUGUUAUGUGGCAGCUGCACCUUCCAAUUAUGAGACAUCACCGGUUUAGAAAAUCACAAAAAAAAGAGGAAAUCAAUUGAUAAAUAAAAAUGUUUGUAACCGGUUUCAAUUAUUUUAGCUAAAUGAAUAAACGACAACACAGAAAUAUUGAA